AAGGUCCGAACCCGCCUUCUCGCCACCCCUUUCCUUUUGUUUGGUUGCUGCGGACCGACCCCCAAGUCCGAGGAAAGAAGGCAGACGCUGAGGAUGAAGCCUCGGCCGGCCAUGCUGCUCUGGCUGUGGAUUGGCGCCUGGAUCUCAGAUCCUGCCGCCACAAUAGACGUCACAGUCCAGAAUCCCUUCAACAUAGCCAUCCUGUUUCAGCCAGUCGUUCUGCAAUGCAACUACCAGACCUCAUCUACCCAGCCACCGAUUGUCUUGUGGAAAUACAGAUCUUAUUGCCGGAGCCGCCUGGCAGACGCUUUUAAUCCCAGUGGUCAGGAGACCCAGAUCACCAACCAGCUGCAGCAGACCAACCCUGGAUAUAAUCCCUAUGUGGAGUGCCAGGACAGCUCCCGGACCGUGCGUGUGGUGGCUACCAAACAAGGAAACACAGUGACUCUUGGGAACUACUACCAGGGUCGGCGCAUCACCAUAACCAAUGAUGCUGACCUCAGUAUAGAACAGACAGCUUGGGGAGACAGCGGGGUCUACUACUGCACUGUGACCUCUUCUCAAGAUUUACAAGGCAAUAACGAAGCCUAUGCUGAGCUCAUUGUAUUGGACUGGGUCUUUGUCGUCUUGGUGGUGCUGGGGUUCUUUCUGAUUUUGCUGCUCUUCGGGAUCUGCUGGUGCCAGUGCUGCCCUCACACCUGCUGCUGCUAUGUCCGAUGCCCCUGCUGCCCCGAGAAGUGCUGCUGCCCAGAAGCACUCUAUGUUGCAGGAAAAGCUGCAACUUCCGGAGUUCCCAGUGUUUAUGCACCAAGCAUCUAUGCAUCCAGCAAUCAGUUGAAGCUAGCCCCCCAAACCACGGUGGUUCCCAUGGGCCCAGUGCCUCCUAUGUACAAUGGUUAUGGAGUGGAUUAUGACAGGGCCAGCUCAGUUGGUGGACACAGCUCACAGGUGCCUCUGCUGAGGGAUUCGGAUAGUGCUGCUGUGCGCAGUGGCUACCGCAUUCAAGCCAACCAACAGGAUGACUCCAUGCGGGUGCUCUACUACAUGGAGAAGGAGCUGGCCAACUUUGACCCCACUCGCCCAGGCCAGCCUAAUGGGAGGCUUGAGAAAGCCUCUGUGAUGAGCGAGUUGAGCUCUCUUCAUGAAGAUGAUCGGCGCUAUGAACUGCGACAGGGCUUGGGGCGGCUACGAGGGCAGGCCAUGUCCCCCAUCAGUGAUGUGGAAGAGGAGAGCCUGCGUAGCGGUGACAACCGCCGCCUGCUACCACUUGCACGACGUGACUCUCCACCACAGAGCUAUGGCCGACGUCCCCGUUCUCGCUCAAUGGAUGCUCUAGAUGAUUUGGAUCAGGAUCCUUAUCCUGCCCGACCCAGAAGCCGAGGCCGCCGGGGCUCUGACGAGGAAUGGCAUCACCGGAACUAUUCACCAGACUCCCGCAAUGAUUAUCCACACUAUGGUGGGCGCCGGAGCCGAAGUAGGGAUGAUCUGCGAGAUCUGGAGCGCCCCCACUAUGAUGACCAUUUCCUGGAGGAAGCCCUGCGGAGAAAGCAGCGGGCAGGCAGCCGUGAGGAUCUGGAUCAUUCAAGUGCCUCAAGUGGGAGAAAUGGGAACAGGAGAAAACGAGAUGAUGAUAUCAAUGGAUUCCCUCCUCCACCACCUCCUCCGUACACAGAGACUGAGUCUGUGUCCUCCCGUGGCAAGAAUGACCGCAAACUUCGGAAGAAUCAUGCUGUGAGCAGAGAAAGUUUAGUGGUUUGACUCAUUCCACUUACUGCCUUGCCUUUGGUUGGAUGACAGAAUUCCUGUAUUGGCUCCGGAUAACAGUCUCAGUUGUUUGGCUGACAUUCGUUUUAUUCAAGAGAGUUCCUAAGACAGAGCAAGUGAAACUCCUGUAAACAUCAUCAGUGACAACGGGACAGGGCACCUGGAUAACUUUGGAGGAACUGAUCUCUCCAAGCCUUAUUUUAACUCCUGUCAAAUGCAGACUGAGAUUCUGAAAACCUUGCUUGCAUUGCAGGAUAAUUUUUACAACUUUUUAAAAUACCCCUUUUAAAUUUCAGGUCUGGAUCUUGUGUUUUUUUUUAAAUGUAGUGUUCUAAUAGGAGAACACUUGCAAUGUAACCCAUCAGUCCUGGGGACAGAAAUAAUGGGUUUUUUUCCUACUGAAGAUGCAAUAGGAUUUGCUUGUCAGUUUGCAUCCAAAUUUUUGAAGAUGAUUCCAAAGAGGUCCAACUCAGCUGUGCCUUUUUUGUGUGUAGGCUUUAAGUACAUUUGAUACUUCCAUUGUGUGGCUUUUUGUGUGAGAUGAGCUUUUUGUGUUUUUUUUUAAACGUUAAAUAUAGAACCACUGGUGCUGUAAAUAUGUUGAAGUGAUAAACAGCCAUGUUUUAAUGAUAUGUGUAAUUUUUUUGAAAUUGCUAUUUUGUAGAAAUGAAAAUAAAAUUGAUAAACUGGAA
Messenger RNA from Anolis sagrei ordinatus, 2456 nucleotides. Its product is annotated as lipolysis-stimulated lipoprotein receptor. Gene Ontology annotation, cellular component: plasma membrane; tricellular tight junction. The record is from RefSeq and is a predicted model, not a curated record. Gene Ontology annotation, biological process: establishment of blood-brain barrier; tricellular tight junction assembly. Lineage: Eukaryota; Metazoa; Chordata; Lepidosauria; Squamata; Anolidae.